Messenger RNA from Didymella exigua CBS 183.55, 2032 nucleotides. RefSeq lists its product as uncharacterized. The transcript is spliced from 2 exons. Bases 34 to 1974 code for a protein of 646 amino acids. Gene Ontology annotation, cellular component: nucleolus; small-subunit processome. Gene Ontology annotation, biological process: maturation of SSU-rRNA from tricistronic rRNA transcript (SSU-rRNA, 5.8S rRNA, LSU-rRNA). The record is from RefSeq and is a predicted model, not a curated record. NCBI's taxonomy places the organism in Eukaryota, Fungi, Ascomycota, Dothideomycetes, Pleosporales, Didymellaceae.
GUCAGUCCGACAGCACAAUAGGCGACAGCAAGCAUGGCCAAGAAAAGGAAGGCUGGUGGUCGCGCAUACGGUGACUCUAAGGCGCCGAAAAAUGACGACUCGAAACUCGCCAUCAACUCAUGGGAAGAUGUCGCCGACUCGGAGGAUGAGUUCCUCUUAAACCGCGAGAAGGUUAUGCUCGACGAAGGGCCGGCGGCAAAGAGGCUGAGGAAGUACCAAGAAGAGGACAAGUUCCUCGACAACUCAGAAGAAGAAAUCCUCGGCGACAACCUCAACGAUAGCGACGACGAGGACGACGAGGAAGAUGAUGCAAGCGAGGCCGCAGAAUCGGAUGAUCAAGCGCCAGACGACGAAGACGAGGAGAUGGACGAGACUUGGGGUGCUACGAAGAAGGACUACUACAACGCCGAUGCCAUUGAGACAGAACAGGAUGCCCUUGACGAAGAGAAGGAGGCUCGCAGAUUGCAGAAGAAGCAGCUCCAAGCCAUGUCAGAGGCAGCUUUCGGCUUCGACGAAGACGAGUGGCUUGGUCAGGGCGAGGAAGAGGAGGCAGAAGGUGGCGCGAGGGUCACAGAGGUGCUUCCUCAACUGCAGAUCACAGAUAGCAUGUCUGAGGAGGAACGACUCAAGAUCAUGAAGACAAGAUACCCGGAGUUUGAGCACAUUUCGAGAGAGUACCUGCGCCUGCAGCCACUGCACGACGAAUUGGCUGCUGCCGCGAACGCUGCCGAACGCCUCCUCAAGUCAAGAGCGAACAAAAUGAGCAAAGGCUCGCAAGCCACACCUAUCGCCGUCACAAAAUACCGCGCAUGCGCCGCAUAUCUCGCGGCUAUGGCUAUGUACUUUGCUAUCCUGGGAUCGACCGCAAAGGACGAUGACUCGUCGGCGAUUGCGAUGGACCCCAGGGAGCUGCACGAACAUCCAGUCAUGGAGAGCCUGCUGAAGACACAAAGACUAUGGACGAAGGUUGAAAGCCUACCCGUUGGUGACCCUAUGGUGGAGACGGACGCGGAGGAGCUUUCAGUCAUCGACGAAGCCAGUGCGCUUUCAGGCGUCGAGCUGGAUCAGGGACUCAAGAAGAAGGCACAGAAGCAGAAGAAAACCAAGGCAGAACGCGCAGCAGAGGUCGCUCGCGCAGAGGCAAAGGCCCGUCGUGCUGAGAGGCUGCUGCAAACUGAGCAAGAUCUCGGCUCACUGUCAGCGCUCACAGAUAAAGCCGCGCUCAAGAAGGCCUCCAAGAAGAAGAAAGCCCCCGAAGGCAAGAUUAACCUCCUCAACCCCGACGACUCCGACUUCGGCGAAGAGACCGACCUCACAGCCCACGAGCUGGCGGAGAAAGCCCGCAAGAAGAAAUCUCUGCGCUUCUACACCUCUCAAAUCGCGCAAAAAGCCAACAAGCGCGACGCCGCCGGUAAAGACUACGGUGGCGACGCAGACGUCCCUCACCGCGAGCGCCUCAAGGACCGUCAAGCGCGUCUUCAACUCGAAGCCGAAAAGCGCGGACAGCACAAAAACAACGGUCCUGGUGUCGCCCUGGGCGAAGGGCCAGACAGCUCCGGCGACGAAGCCGAGCCCUUCAGACCCGAGGACAACGAUUUCGAAGAUGAAGACGGGUACUACGACAUGGUGGCCGCACGCAGCAACACCAAGAAAGCGGCCAAAGCGGAUCGCGCUGCUGCGUACGCGGAGGCUGCGAAACAGGGCGCUACAGUUGUUGAGGAGGAAAUUAUUGGUGACGAUGGGAGGAGGCAGAUUAGCUACCAGAUCGCGAAAAACAAGGGUCUCACACCACACCGCAAGAAGAGCGUGCGCAACCCGCGUGUCAAGAAGAAGGAGAAGUACGCCGAGAAGCUUAAGAAGGAGAAGAGUAUGCGGCCGGUCUUCGACAAGGCGAAGGCGAGUGCUGGGCAUGCGAACUACGGUGGUGAACUCACAGGUAUCAAGAAGGGGAUGGUCAGAAGUAGGAAGUUGUAGGCGUUUGCAUCUAGAGCGAGGGGGUGCUAUUAGAGUAGGAAAUAUACCCCAAUUGCAC